Messenger RNA from Lolium rigidum, 1343 nucleotides. Its product is annotated as BTB/POZ and MATH domain-containing protein 1-like. Bases 92 to 1144 code for a protein of 350 amino acids. Gene Ontology annotation, biological process: protein ubiquitination. NCBI's taxonomy places the organism in Eukaryota, Viridiplantae, Streptophyta, Magnoliopsida, Poales, Poaceae. The transcript has 2 exons. Gene Ontology annotation, molecular function: protein binding. The record is from RefSeq and is a predicted model, not a curated record.
GCAAAUCCGCGGAGGAGCGGGCGGCGGUUUCUCAGUACCGAUCACCACCACCAUCAGGCCAAUCGCCGCCAUCUUCGGCCGCUAGCAAGCCAUGAGCAAGGAUGCUAAGAAGACCGGACCGGAGGUGCAGACCAGGAUCACGAAAGUGGGUUCCUCUUUUCAGUUCAGAAUAGACUACGAGCAAACCAAGCAGCUUCCCAUCGGCGAGUCUGUCCACUCAGACGUCUUCUCCGUCGGGGGACACAACUGGAGGAUUGAGUGCUACCCGCGCGGGGUAUUUUUGAAACACAAGGGUGAGUAUCUUUCUAUAUACCUCAAGCACAUGAGCAGAACCAGAAGUGUAAAGGCUAUCUUCGAGGCCUUCAUGAUGGACAAGGAUGGCAAACCAUGUACAGAAGCCACAAGAAGGUCACACGUUCGUGAAUUCUCAAUCAACAACAAUGAUGACAUCAAUGAUGAUAAUGUCGACUGGGGAUGGAGUCAGUUUGUCAAGGGAACUACACUGGAGAAUGACUACAUAACAGAGGGACAUAUUACCAUUAUGUGUGGCAUCGUGGUAAUACAUGACAGCCCUAUUCUGGUGCCGCCUUCAGACAUCGGGAUCCAUCUCGGUAGCUUGCUAGACCACACGGAUGGGACAGACGUGUCAUUCACCAUCGACGGCGAGACAUUCCGUGCUCACCGUGCAGUGCUUGCUGCCCGCUCACCAGUAUUCAGAGCGGAGCUCUUCGGCUCCAUGGCUGAGUCUACGAUGAAAUCUAUCUCAGUGCACGAAAUCACGCCCGCAACAUUCGAAGUUAUGCUUCGAUUCAUAUACACUGAUGCGAUGCCUGGAGAGGAUGAGCUUGGGGACUCUUCGAGUGAGAUACUUCAGGAUUUGCUUGCUGCGGCCGAUCGAUAUGCACUAGACAGGCUGAAGCUUAUGUGUGCCCAAAAGUUAUGCGAUAAGGUCUCGACAGAUACAGUUGCAACUACCUUAGCUUGCGCCGAAACAUAUAACUGUCCUGAGUUGAAGAGCAAGUGCAUUGACUUCUUGGCGGUGCAAGAAAAUUUCCACGAGGCAGUGUUCACUGAGGGUUAUGCAUUGUUGGUUCUGAAAUUCCCAUCAAUUACUGCUGAGCUCAGAAAGAGGGUUAGGACAUAAUACAAUGUGAUCCAUUGUAGGUGUAUAGUUCAUGUGGUGAGUGACAACUACUAUCUUUUCAAACGUAAGACAACCCAGUUACAAAGUCAGUGAUGUGCCCAAUUACAACACAUUCGUGUUUUUGUUCUCUUGGACAUGUCCUGUCCUGAAGCUUCUGAUCUUUACUUUGUAUAUCCUGAUGUAUAACUAUCUAGCUAUC